AGACGCCGUCGCCACCAAUGCACCACUACCCAAGCCACUACCGGUCCGCCAUUUCCGCCAUUUUUCAUUGAGGAUCAGCGUAGCGGGCGGAGCACGCGAACUUCGUUAGGGAAGGUUGGGUUUGAUAGUGCUAUAUAUACCGUGGGUUGAAGCUUGGUUGUAUUUAGACAAGGUGUAUAAAUCAAGCUCGGAUCCGAUGGAGCAAGCUAGCCGAAGCACACGGUACAGGUAUUAUAAGCAGAGUAUAAGUCAGUAUGCAACAAACAUGCGGGCUGAGCAGGGCGAGGAAGAUGGAAAGAUGGAGUUUCAACCUGUCGCCACCAAUGGUGCAGCAAACAUGGCUACAGCAGAAAUUCAAUCUGUCCCAGCUGACAUGUUGAUGUGUGAGCUUGCUGGAGGAGAUGAGGAAUUGGAUCAGAUUGUUGAUGAUGCCUUUGAUAAUGACCUGGUUUUGAGCGACUGUUCCAUCUCUGAUGGUGAUUCAGAACCUGAUGUCUUUGAAGACUGUCAGGGCAAUGAAGAGUGUGCAGACUCUGAUGGUGACCUUAGUGGCCCUGGACUGAGGCGCAAGAUUGCUACAUGGGCGAUUGAUUAUGGUAUAUCACAUGCAGCCCUGACUGCAUUGCUACUGAUUCUAAGUGCUCACUCCGCUCUAAAUUUACCCAAACAUGUGGCAACCCUGCUGGCAACGCAUCAGCUUGAAAAGCCUCUUGUCAUGGGUGGAGGAGAAUAUCAUUUCUUUGGCCUAUCAAACACGAUAAGAGGUCUGUUGAAAAAGCUACCGAAUCUGCCAACUGUGAGCACGCUUCAACUUCAAGUCAAUAUUGAUGGUUUACCUCUUUUUCGUAGCUCACAAGUGGUGGUGUGGCCUAUUUUAGGAAAGAUAAAAAAUGUUUCCAAAGAUGUGUUCACAAUAGCACUGUUCUGUGGCAAACAAAAACCACCUCUUCAUGCCUACUUGAAAGAUUUUAUCCUGGACUGCAAGACUCUAUGUGAACACGGACUCGCAUAUGGUCAAAAAACUUUUACAGUUGUACUAGACAGUGUAAUGUGUGAUGCACCAGCAAGGGCAUUUCUGAAGUGUAUUAAAGGACACUCCGGUUAUUAUUCUUGUGAACGAUGUGAGACGAGAGGAUUGUACGUUUCUGGACGCCUGACAUUCCCUGAAGUGAAUGCAGCCAGAAGAACUCAUCAAUCAUUUGAGUCUAUGAAUAAUGAGCCUCAUCAUCAUGAGCCCUCUCCACUUCUGGCAUUGCCGUUGGACAUGGUCCGAAAUAUACCUCUGGACUACAUGCAUCUGUGCUGCUUAGGUGUGAUGAAACUUAUGAUACGACUUUGGCUAUGUGGCCCUUUAGUAGCACGCUUUCCAGCUCGUACUGUAGAACUUAUAUCUGAUAGACUGUGUGCCCUUCGUUCGCAAAUUCCUGUCGAGUUUGCCCGUAAACCUCGCAGUCUCUAUGAGUUUCGAAUUUGGAAAGCUACAGAGCUCCGACAGUUUAUGCUGUACACAGGCAUCAUUGUUCUCAGGGGAGCCGUCCCCGGGGAAAUGUAUGACCUAUUCUUGCUGUACUCUAGUGCAAUGACUAUAUUGUUAUCGGACAAGUUGGCUAAGGAACAUGCUAGUUAUGCUGGAGAGCUUCUUGUGACAUUUGUGAAAAAUUUCGGCAUAUUGUUCGGGAACGCAUAUGUUGGUUACAAUGUACACGGCCUUGUGCAUUUAGCAGAUGACGCUGUUACUUAUGGAGGUUUGGAUUCUGUUUCUUGCUUUCCAUAUGAAAGCUACUUGUACCAACUCAAACGAGCUGUGCGUCGCCCGAAUUCCCCCGCCAUCCAGCUAAUGAAGCGUAUAGCUGAAAGGGAUGUGUAUGGCAGUAGGCAUGUCCUGAAAAAAGCACACAGGUUGACAAAGGCACACGCGGAUGGUCCAGUUCCACACGGCACUGCUCGUGUCCAGAAUCAGUACCAUAAGCUUGUAGGCAAUCUGACACUGUCGACAUCUGUGGGUGAUAACUGUGUUCUGGUCAAUGGUAAUUGUGUAGCACUUAUCCGAAACAUACUGAAAACUACUGACGAUACUGUGCUCGUCAUACAGCGUUUCCGAUCGCACGAACCAUUCUACACUUACCCUUUUGAUUCAUCAAAGUUGGGUAUUUACAAAGUGCACACCCUCUCGCAGUGUUGUGAAACAGUAUCGAUUGACACAAUGAAUGUAGUUCAGAAAUGCGUUCUAGCCAACGGUAGUCUCGAUGCCACGUAUCAUGUGUGUGUACCAGUCAUCCAUGACCAUUUUGAUUAUACUGCCUCAACUUAGCACUGUGUGUGAUCAUGGUAUGUGCUGUGAGUAUCUGAUGGUGUAUGUCCUUGAUGGAACACGCUGACCUAUAAGAGUUCCUGCAGUGCCAUUGAGUGACACUGUAAAAUGUUAUGUUCCAAUCCCUUCGUUUAGGUGUAACAUGUUUCGGGUCGUCGCGUUUUCCGACGCGCCCGAAGUAGCCGUCGUUAGUAAGAAAUGGUGGUCAGGUGAAGAAGAUGAGGCGACUCGAAAACCGCGAGGCUUCGUAUUCUGGCCCCCUUGCAAGACGAGUGGGGCCGUCGACCGCCUCCUGAAGGCUCACGCGGAGCCUGUCAGAACGGGGACCGGGCAGUGGACCAGGCACCCGGCAACUUCACUGUUCGCUACAGAUGAUUUACUUCUGGCAAGAAGGAAGGCGCAGAAGGCCGAAGAGGAGAGCGAUCUCACCAGCGAGGCUGAAGCUGUCGAAGCAACUACCCGUAUAAGGAGGAGGAAUCCACGUUUUGAUGACGAUUCAGAUGAAGAAACCGGAACCCGUGCUCGAAGGGAGCCAACUGGACUUUCUCGUCCACCACCCGCUCCACGAACCUUUGGCUUAGACGGUUCUGGGGGGCAAGGCACUUCCCUGAGUAGGCCUGCGAAUUCAUCACCAAGUGUCCAGACCGCCAGCGUUCCAGCGAGUACGCCAACGAGUGCUCCCAGACAGCCGUCAGAUGCUCGUCAAACUGUCAUUCUGGGGAAGAUAUUGAAGACGGUCGAAGGCAUACUAAACGUCGUCAAACAGAACGGAGCCAACAUCGAAGCGCUGCGGGCGGAGAUCUCCAAUUCCCAGACAAGACCCCGGAGGAUGGCGCCACUCCAAACCCUUGCGGAGCUGGAUGAGCUGGACAAGCAGCUGCACUCGCAGAGGGCCUUCUUUAACGAGGUGGUGGAGCAACUCAGCGCGUGUUGCACCAUGGCCCGAUCGGACCUGGAGCGGAACGUCCGUUCUGUAAUGCGCGGCACUGUGUCGGCCGAUCUGUCCGAGCACCUUUCCCUGAAAGGGAAGAAUGGGAAGAGGGCUAUAGCGGAAACCGUCCUCUUCGACGUUAUCUGCGAGACACUGAGACGCUGCGGUGGCGCCAACCGAGACGCCGUCGGGAGGUGCGUGGGCCUCUGGCUCUCCGGCAGCCGGGAUCGGAACGGCAAACGUCUCCGAAGGCUCUCAAAAACCAAGGAGGCAGCUGGCCCGUCAGUGGCAGGCCAGGCCCCGACCGACCGACCUCCACUGCAGCCGGUGGAGAACCUCGAGACGCUGGAGGUCCGGCAGCCUGACUUCGAAACCCGCCAGGCUGAAGCCGAAGAGGCUGAAGCCGAAGAGGCUGAAGCCGAAGAGGCUGAACUCCCCAUGGAGCAAUGGUAGAUGGAGGAUACCAGCGCGGCGGUGUAUAUACGUAUAGUCAAGUGUUGAGCAAUACAUUACAAUGUCAGAA
Molecule: messenger RNA, 3765 nt
Organism: Amphibalanus amphitrite
Lineage: Eukaryota; Metazoa; Arthropoda; Thecostraca; Balanomorpha; Balanidae
Exons: 8
Coding region: 2454-3695 (413 amino acids)
Source: RefSeq, a predicted model, not a curated record